CCCUGAGGACCCCCACGCCCGCGCCCCUUGGCUGCCGGCGCGCUCUCCGCAGGUGGCCGCGCAGGAGCCCCGCCCCCCGCUCGCUUCUUAAGUCGCGGGGCCUCGUCCGCUCGCUCUCGCGAGAUCCGGGCAGCCGAGCGCUCGGGGCCUUUUCAAAUCGCGGUCCGUUACCGCUCCGCCGGCCGCCGCCAUUGUAGCUCUCGGAGCCCUCAGCGCGGCCGAGGCGGAGCCCGCGGCGGGAUGGCCGAUGCCGAUAAGCCCGAGGCGGCCGCGGGUGACGACGGUCCGCAGCAGCAGCCGGCCGAGCCGCGGCGAGACCCGAACCCCGCCGAGUCCGAGAAGCCGCCGCGCAGCAGCGCCAACGGCGUUAAAAUGGAGAAUGAUGAAUCAGUGAAAGAAGAAAAGUCUGAUUUAAAAGAAAAGUCGACGGGAAAUUAGAAGGCCAAUCGAUUUCAUCCCUAUUCAAAAGAUAAGAAUUCUGGUACUGGAGAAAAGAAAGGUCCAAAUCGGAACCGAGUGUUUAUUAGCAACAUCCCCUAUGACAUGAAAUGGCAGGCUAUUAAAGACCUGAUGAGAGAAAAAGUUGGUGAGGUUACAUACGUGGAGCUCUUUAAGGAUGCGGAAGGAAAAUCAAGGGGUUGUGGUGUGGUUGAAUUCAAAGAUGAAGAAUUUGUAAAGAAAGCACUAGAAACUAUGAACAAAUAUGACCUUAGUGGAAGACCUCUGAAUAUUAAAGAGGAUCCCGAUGGAGAAAAUGCUCGCCGGGCACUGCAACGAACAGGAACAUCAUUUCAAGGAUCACAUACCUCUGAUGUGGGGUCUGGGUUGGUGAAUUUGCCACCUUCCAUUCUCAAUAAUCCGAACAUUCCUCCUGAGGUUAUCAGCAAUUUGCAGGCUGGUAGACUUGGUUCCACAAUUUUUGUUGCUAAUCUUGACUUCAAAGUUGGUUGGAAGAAGCUAAAAGAAGUGUUCAGCAUAGCUGGAACUGUAAAGCGGGCAGAUAUUAAAGAAGACAAGGAUGGCAAGAGCAGAGGCAUGGGCACUGUCACUUUUGAGCAAGCAAUUGAAGCAGUUCAAGCAAUUUCCAUGUUCAAUGGGCAGUUUUUAUUUGAUAGACCUAUGCAUGUGAAAAUGGAUGACAAAUCUGUCCCUCACGAAGACUACCGUUCACAUGAUAGUAAGACAUCACAGUUGCCACGCGGUCUUGGAGGCAUUGGAAUGGGACUUGGUCCAGGUGGACAACCUAUUAGUGCCAGCCAGUUGAACAUAAGUGGUGUCAUGGGAAAUUUGGGUCCAAGUGGUAUGGGAAUGGAUGGUCCAGGUUUUGGAGGAAUGAAUAGAAUUGGAGGAGGAGUUGGGUUUGGUGGUCUGGAAGCAAUGAAUAGCAUGGCAGGAUUUGGUGGAGUUGGCCGAAUGGGAGAGCUAUACCGUGGUGCAAUGACUAGUAGCAUGGAGCGAGAUUUCGGACGUGGUGAUAUUGGAAUAAAUCGAGGCUUUGGCGAUUCCUUUGGUAGACUUGGCAGUGCAAUGAUUGGAGGGUUUGCAGGAAGAAUAGGAGCUUCUAACAUGGGUCCAGUAGGAACUGGAAUAAGUGGCAGUAUGGGCGGCAUGAGCAGUGUGACUGGAGGCAUGGGGAUGGGGCUGGACCGCAUGAGCUCCAGCUUUGACAGGAUGGGGCCGGGAAUUGGAGCAAUACUGGAAAGGAGCAUCGACGUAGAUCGAGGUUUUUUAUCGGGUCCCAUGGGAAGCGGAAUGAGAGACAGAUUAGCCUCCAAAGGCAACCAGAUAUUUGUUAGAAAUCUGCCUUUUGACUUGACUUGGCAGAAACUAAAAGAGAAAUUCAGCCAGUGUGGUCAUGUAAUGUUUGCAGAAAUAAAGAUGGAGAAUGGCAAGUCAAAAGGCUGUGGGACAGUUAGGUUUGAAUCCCCAGAAUCAGCAGAAAAGGCGUGCAGAAUAAUGAACGGCAUCAAAAUCAGUGGCAGGGAAAUCGAUGUUCGCUUGGAUCGUAACGCGUAAUUUCAAGCAUGGUUGGAACAUUCCUUCAUCUGUUUAUUGAAUCUCCUAGUAAAAGUCAUUUUUUAGUAAUGUUGUAUGCUUACAAAUGCUGUAAAAAUGAACUUUUAAAACUCCCACCAGCUUUUAACAGUAUAAUGUUGAAAAAUAUACUGUGAUUUUCGUUAUCUCAAGUUUGCGUUUCUAAAGUCGGCAAGUCUGGUCAUUCAGUUUCAAUGGAUGGACACACCAUUUUUAAUCAAAUAAGCCAUUUAAUUGUUCCCAGUAGUAGGGUUUGUUUGUUCUAAUUUUCCCAGUCUUAUUGUAAGUUAUCAGGAUACCCUCACCCCCACCCCCAGUCUCUGCUCUAUAUCUAGUUGUUAAUGAAAAGAAAGGGCUCAGACAAAUUAGGAUGUGGUUUUGGUUUGGUGUGAAUCACUUUUCUCUGCCUAUAAAGAAUAGUAGUUAAAAGUUACACUAUAAAGUCAAGGGUGUUUUUUAUUUGACCUAAAUGAAGACAUGGGGUUUUUGUUUUUUUGUUUUUUGUUUUUUUUUGCCCCUCUACCAGUUCCACCUUUCCCACAUAACACUAUUAAAAAUAUCAAACUCCACAGCCCCUGAUUCUGUUACUUCCAAUAAUUCCAAGUUCAUUUAGAACUGAUAAGGUAGCAAGUCCUAAGUAUAGCAUUAGGCAGACCACCCCCAACUUUCGGUCUAGUUUCCAGCCAUUAAAAUGAACUGCUAAGAACAAAAAAAUAAUUGAAAUGUUGAGAGAGAUGGUUACAUAAGUGAGUCCCUUGCUAUUCACUUCUACAGGAGCAGAUGCAUUUGUAAAUGCAGUCUUAAUAAACCAGGGAAGACCUAGGCAUAGCAUAUCAAACACAUUGGAUCCCACGAUGUUAGAUAUAGCCAUGUCUCCUUUACCUGCAAAAGAACAGCAUGUUGUUAAAAUGUGCACCCCGGUACUAUAUUUUAUUAAUAAUCUUCAUAAGAAAAACACUGGAUACUUUUUGUUGGUUAGUUUUAGAAAACUGUUAUUGUUAGAGCAAGACUCUUCCUGAAUUUGUAUUUCCUUGAGUUAGUAUUUAAAGUCUUAACAUUUAUUUAAUAAUUACCUUUAUUUAUUAAACCAUUUUUAAUAAGGUAUGCAGCUUAUUUGUUGCUUUUCAUUCUCAUUUGACAGUGAAUUACCAUCUAAUGCACAUUUUAGGUAAGCAGUCUUUGGGGGACUGGGUCGGUAGAAUUAACCUGCUAUUAAAAACUAAAUGCUUCCCGUGAGUCACUUCUUUUUUCUUCAAAGUAUGCUACUGAGGAAGUGUUAUUUACUUUCACUUGCCUUAUGGUAAUCAAACUUAAAGGCCCAGCCAGUGCAUCUGGGAGUCCUCCAGUCUUACCUUUUCUUGCAACUAACACACUUGCGACUGUGUCUGGUAUGCUUGUACCUGCUGCCAAUAAAGUAAGGCCCAUUACUGUGUCUGGGAUUCCUAGUAUUUCCCCUGUAAUAGGCAGAGAGACUACAGGUUACAAAUCAUAAAUCUUAUAUGAACCAGUUUUUGAAGACAGCUUGAAUGCUUCCCUAUUCAGGAAAAAUAUUUAGGUAUGUUUAGAUUUUUGACCCAAUAUAUGUUUGUGUGGCUUCUAAAUGGCAAAGUAUUGAAACAGGUUGAUAGUUUGGGUAACCAGAGCAGCACACAUUUUUAAUGACAGAUAUCAGAAGAUACCAAGCAACCAAAAUUCUUCCAAUGAGAAAUCCUCAUAUUUGGUAUCUGGGGGAAGCUAUGGGUGUCACUGUUUCUUGCUGUGUAGUGAAACUGACCUUUUACUUAUUUUCUCUUUGCUUGAAGUUUCUUAAAGUAGUUGAGAGUUAAGUAUCUUACCACACUUUUUAUCCAUUAUUAGAUUGAAGUGAAGACUUUGAAAGUGCUACUUCGUUUACUGGGGUUUUUUGUUUGUUUUGUUUCAGGGAUCUCUGAGGUAGACAGGGACCUCCUUUCCUGCCUGAGUCUUAACAUAUCCCCAAUUUCUUAAUACUUGUGUGAAAUUGAUAACAGUUCAUUCUGAGAAAUAAAACCAGAGGGCAUAUUUAAAGGGUGGGGACAGGUAACUUUUCUCUUAAUAUUGUAAUUGAAAACAUGGUUUAGAGUAAGUAGAGUGUUGUUUUUCAUUUUAGUUACUCAUCUGUGAUCUUAUAUUUGAUUCUCCUCUCUUCCUAUUGUCAAAUAUUCUUGGGUACAGUGAAUAUGCAAGUUUCCUGGACAUUCUUAUCAUUUCACAAAAAGAAAACUAUUCUGUUUUUGUUUGUUGGUAUACAGUUAUAAUAAAGUUAUCCAGGAGAAGUCAGGGUCAGACAGUUUGGAGAAGGGGCCAGGUAGUAAUUAUUUCACCUUUGCAGGCUUUGUGGUUUCUGUUGUAAUUCUUUAGUCCCACUAGUAUAAAAACAGCAGUCUAUACAUAUAAGUAGAUGACUGGGUUCAACUGUGCUCAGUGAGUUUCAGUGCUACAAACAGAUUGGGUAACUUAGGCAUGGCAGGAUUGUUCAUUUCUAAUGUAACUUAGUUCAGGUUAAUCUUUUUGAGAGAAAGACCCUCAUUUUCUUUUCUAUUUAUAAUCAGUAUUUCAUGGGGGGGGGGCAGAACAUAUGGCUAAGCAUUAAAACUUAUUUGCAUAGAUACUAGAAACCUUAAACAAGACUUAGUCACUUAGUCAUCUGCAUUGUAUUGCCAUUGCCAUAUUGUAAAACAAAAGAAAACACCAUCUAGUUAAACAGCAAGCACCUACCUCUUACCCCAAACCCAGACAGUUUCUUUCUCUGUUUUCCACCGUGAAUCUAGAAUUCAGUAUGAAGAGUUCUUAUAAACCCUGUGUAAUUAUAAAGAUAGCCCAUGAAUUAUACUCUAGACUGUGUAAUAAUGGGAAAUGCCCUUGGUAUUCAGGCUCACAAAGCCUGAAUGAACUUGUUGGGUUGAGAUAUUAACCUUUUUAUCUUUUGUAAAACAACACCAGGUUUUAGUCUUGCUGAAAAGUUGUGUGCUCCCUAGACUACUUUAAAUGAAUAUUUGCAGUUUCUUCUUACAUGAAAUAAUUUUCUUGUUGUGCUGUUAUACUUAAAAUACUUACCUGUUACUGUGACCAUCCAAACCAGGAUGUAUGUGAAUGCAGAUAUCCAUAGUGCAGACAUGAAAAAGGUUAUCACAAAGUAAUUUUUCCAAAACUUUCUUCUGCAAUCUGGUGUUGUCAGAAAAAGUAAUGUAAUAAUAGGAAGAGAGAGUACCCAAAAAAUUCUUUUCAAGUCUGCUUCAGGCAUGCUGAAAACACUUGGUGGAUCUAUUGUGGAAAAAAAAAAUUAAACAAUUUUGAGUUUUCUCAAUGAACGGUUAUGUGAGAAAGGCCCAUUUAGAGGCUGUGUUGAAAUAAUUUCACUGUAUACGUUUUUUAAAGACUGUCUACAACAGUGGUUCUCAACCUGUGGAGAACCUUUGGAGGAUGAAUGACCUUUCAUAGGGUUUGCCUAGGACCAUUGGAAAGCACAGUUAUUUAUGUUAUGAUUCAUAAUAGUAGCAAAGUUACCGCUAUGAAGUAGCAAUAAAAUGUUUAGGGGUCACCACAACAGGGAGGAACUGUAUUAAGGGGUUGCAACAUUAGGAAGGUUAGAACCACGGAUCCUAGAACGUUUGAAUACUUCAUUACUGUUAUUGCUGGUCAAAAGAAGCUUAACUGAAACUACGCAGACAACAUUAGCUGUGAUGUUCAACUUCCUCUUCACUGAAGGCUUGACUUAUGUCUUGAACUGUUUGCUGAAUGUUCUGUGACAUUGUUUAUAGACUAAGAGUUAAGACUCUUGCUUCACGGCUAUGUGCAUCGUUAGGAUUAACCUGCCCCCAGCUGUUUCACCCCCCUUUUCCAAAAUUGAUGGGGCUUAUGGUUUUUUGUAUAUUAAUACAUGCUUAGGGAAUGUUCCC
Messenger RNA from Microtus ochrogaster (prairie vole), 5951 nucleotides. RefSeq names its product myelin expression factor 2 (gene Myef2). NCBI's taxonomy places the organism in Eukaryota, Metazoa, Chordata, Mammalia, Rodentia, Cricetidae. Gene Ontology annotation, molecular function: mRNA binding. Gene Ontology annotation, cellular component: cytoplasm; nucleus. The record is from RefSeq and is a predicted model, not a curated record.